AUGCAUAAUAUCCAUGGUGAUAUUGAAUUUGACAAUGUCAACUUUGUUUAUCCAUCUCGAAAAGAUGUAUCAGUUCUGCGUAAUUUCUCUUUUAUUGCUCGUGCUGGUCAGACAACUGCUCUUAUUGGUUCAAGUGGCUGUGGAAAAAGUACAUCCAUAUCAAUGAUUCUUCGUUACUAUGAACCUUCAUCAGGUCGAAUUACGAUUGAUGGUCAACCAAUAACAGACUACAAUGUAAAACAACUUCGACAAAACAUUGGAGUUGUUAGUCAAGAACCAAUUCUGUUCGGUACGAGUAUUUAUGAAAACAUUCGUUUUGGUAAAUUGAAUGCAACACGAACAGAAAUUGAACAAGCAGCACGAGAAGCAAAUGCACAUAAUUUCAUCAUGCAAUUACCAAAUAAAUAUGAUACCCUUGUUGGUGAACGUGGUAUACAGUUAAGUGGUGGCGAAAAACAACGUAUUGCAUUAGCUCGUGCUCUUGUCAAACAACCUACCUUACUUUUACUUGAUGAAGCAACAAGUGCACUUGAUAAUGCAUUCAAAUAUUGUUCGACAUUUGAACGACGUCAUCAAGUGCUGAUUACCAGCUUUCUUUUUUUACUUUUGGGGGUUCUUGCAUUUAUCCUUCGUUUCUUGCAGUAUACAGCUUUUGCUAUAUCAGGAUCAAAAUUGACAGAACGUAUUCGUUCGAAAGCUUUUGCAUGUCUACUUCGUCAAGAAGUUGCUUAUUUUGAUCGACCAGAAAAUAGUUCAGGUGCCAUUUGUGUUCGUCUUUCUUCUGAUGCCUUAGCUGUUCAAGAAAUGACUGGUACACGAUUAGGAGCCAUUUGUGAAGUUGGCGCAAUGUCGUUUUUUGCAAUUCUAUCUGGAUGCUUCUUAAGUGCAUCCGGUUCUGGAAAGUCAACAAUUAUUCAAUUGUUGGAACGAUUCUAUGAUGUUACAGGUGGUCAACUACUUAUUGAUGGCGUUGAUAUUCGAAAGCUAAAUCUGCAAUUGGUUCGUUCUCAUUUUGGUCUUGUCAGUCAAGAACCAAUUUUGUUCGAUUUAACAAUUGCUGAAAAUAUCGCAUAUGGCUUAGAAAAUGUUCCAAUGGAUGACAUUAUCAAUGCAGCAAAUAAAGCUAAUAUUCAUCAAUUUAUUGAGCAAUUGCCUCGGGGUUAUGAGACAAAAGUGGGAUUGAAAGGUAGUUUUCUGUCGGGUGGUGAGAAGCAACGUAUUGCUAUUGCUCGAGUUCUGCUUCGUCGACCUAAAGUAUUGCUCUUAGAUGAGGCUACAAGUGCCAUGGAUUCAUACAAUGAACAAAUUGUACAAGAAGCUCUUGAUGAAGCUCAAACAGAAGAUUCCAGUCGAACAUCAAUCAUUAUUGCUCAUCGUCUUUCAACAAUUCGUUCAUGUGAUUUGAUUUGUGUACUUGAUAAAGGACAAAUAGUGGAAAAUGGUACUCAUACAGAAUUGAUACAACAACGUGGAGCUUAUUAUAAAAUGCUUGCUCAAAACGAUUCACAAUUAUCAUGA
Rotaria sp. Silwood2 is the source of this 1518-nucleotide messenger RNA. NCBI's taxonomy places the organism in Eukaryota, Metazoa, Rotifera, Eurotatoria, Philodinida, Philodinidae. The record is from the annotation of a GenBank genome assembly.